AUGAACCGAGGAAAACUCCAUGCCCACAGCUAUUUUUGUUCUCAUUCUUCUUUCUUACUUUGUUUCUUUGUUUCUUUCUUUCUAUCACAGUCAUUUCAUUAUCUCUCUCUCUCUCUAUCUAUCUAUCUAUCUAUCUAUCUAUCUAUCUAUCUAAUUAAAUUCCGAGCUAUCUACAGGGAGCGAUGCGUAAACUCUAGAUCAUUGUUAUCAUAUCAAUUGGAAGCAAACAUAAGGGCAAAUCGAUUGAAUCAUAAUGAUCAUCAUGCCUUUCCGAAUAAUAUAAUACUAUCUAUCUAUCUAUCUAUCUAUCUAUCUAUCUAUCUAUCUAUUUCGCUAGAAAGCAAACUAGCUGAUUCGGUUUAUUAUCUAUCAUCAUAUAAUCUGUUUAUCUAUAUAUCUGUCUCCCUCAAAUUUCUCUCUCUUUCCUCCUCCUCUUUUUAUUCUCCUUCGAUCAAUUAG
Acanthosepion pharaonis is the source of this 459-nucleotide messenger RNA. NCBI's taxonomy places the organism in Eukaryota, Metazoa, Mollusca, Cephalopoda, Sepiida, Sepiidae. The record is from the annotation of a GenBank genome assembly.